Molecule: messenger RNA, 942 nt
Organism: Aureobasidium musti
Lineage: Eukaryota; Fungi; Ascomycota; Dothideomycetes; Dothideales; Saccotheciaceae
Source: the annotation of a GenBank genome assembly
UCCGGUUGGGAUGAACCUGCCGCCGUCGACACCGCAGGAUGGGUCGAUAGCACCGCUGCUGCUGCUACCGACGCUGAAUACUCGGGCAUUGAUCCUGAGAUGAUCUCGAAGCACGAUGGAGAGUGUGCUGAGGCUACUUGCAAGCGCUGCUCUGGCACUGGUCACACCGCUGCCGCCUGUACCGAGAAGUACAAGGUCUACCCCGAUGGCCUUCCUGCCGCCGAAAACGCCGACAAGGCAUGGGACAACCUCAUGGCUGCCGAUACCGAUGGUGAUGUCGACGACUUCGUCCAGGCCUUCUGGGUCUACUGCAAGCUCGCCCCUGAGCUUACUCUGGUCCAGCUCGAGGAGUGCUUCCGUGAGACUGGCUUCAAGUUCUACCUCAUCGCUAAGGAGCAGACCGUCCCGUCCCUGGUUCACACCAACGUUGACCUGCAGGGCAAUGACGGCAAGAAGUAUCGGGUUUCUUUCCAGAAGACAUUCAAGCCUCGCCGUGCCAUCCUGGCUGAAGGUUGGCCCAAGACUCCUGAGGAAAACCUCCAGCGCCUUCAGGAUGCUGGCUUCUCGCUUGAUAACCUCAAGCCUUACUGCACCAACUGUGAGAAGUCAGGCCACUCCACCAAGGCCUGCCCCGAGGAGAAGCAGGUCGUUGAGAAGCCCAAGGUUACUUGCUCGAACUGCAACGAGGAUGCCUCCGACUGCACCAACGAACGUGUCAUGGUCUGCCGCAACUGCAACACCCCUGGUCACGCUGCUCGUGACUGCCCUGAGGAGACCAACAUGAUCGACAACGACAACAAGCAAGACGGGGAUAUUGCUUUUGAGUAUUCCUUCCACCAUUCGCCAGGACCGGAUGUCGUUGUAAGAGCUGCCGGCAUGCUCGAUUCGUGUUAUACCACUUCCGUGAGUCUCCCAAAAACCCAGUGUUUCAAGAGUUUCCGC